AUGUCUGCUCAAGUCUCUAUGCCACAGCCGACACGCACGUUGCAAGGCGGGGCACUAUACCCCAUACCCGAACAGGACUCGAAGCCACCAGAGAUUGCCGAAUUCGGGGACGAGUCACCGUCGACGUCUUAUCCACAGACUGCACUGUCACAAGCAUUCGAUCACGGAGCCGAAAUCAAAGAUACAAAUCGGAAUUCACCCUCUAACGGGCAUCUGGUGUGUCGUCAGAAAGCUAUCAAGGAGCUCCUUGAUACCGAGACGACCUUCACAAGGGAUAUGAGGGUCGUACUGUGGGUUUACAAAGCGACCGCCAACAGUUGCCGAGUUCUAGACGACCAACAAAUCUCUAUAAUCUUCCGCAAUAUCGAUGAUAUUGCUGCAAUACACAUCGCCUUCCUAUCAGAACUCAAAGCGUCAGUGGCCAAUAUCUACAGCCCAGACCCAGACCAGCCGCCAAUGCUCCUGAGCGAUGAUCUUGCGGCUAUAUCCGAUCGCGACCUUGGAUCAGAGCCUAGUGAAGCCGAAGACAGCGCCACCGUUGUAGGCUCUGUCUUCAGGUCGUAUAUCGACAAAAUCACUAGGGUAGCUGAAGAGUUUUUAGACCAAAGUGAUCAAAUCGCAGAGCACCUAGAGUUUAUCCAGCAAGAUCGAAGAGUGGUGUUUUGGUUGGAAGAAUGUCGAAUAGCCUCAAGCCGACUCACCCGUGCUUGGAACUUAGACUCCCUUCUAAUUAAGCCUACACAAAGGGUCACGAGAUAUCCAUUACUCCUUUCAAAUAUAUUAAAAUAUACACCUGUAGGUCAUCCGGAUUACAGAGAUCUUAUCAAAGCUAAAGAGCUUCUGUUAACGUCUUUGACCCGGAUCAAUGUCAAGGCAGAAGGUCCCCAUCCGAGCCUGUUGACUAUGCCGGACGACCACAAUACGCUCGGCACCACACCUGGCCCAAAGAUCUUUAUCAAAUCAGUCAAUAAGAUCAAAAUGUGGAGUCACAACCUGGCAGAGACUGUGCUGCAGACAAAACAAACAAAGAAGUCCAGCAGUACACUGAACAGCCACAACGACACGUUAGAAGUAUCUACUCCCAAGAGCGCACCUGAUACCAGCCCCAAAAACCUCUUCAGCCCACCCUCGGGAGGUUGCAAACUCUUUCUCAGCCCACAGUGGUUGCAAUCAGCUCCUAACCUGCUCAAGGGGCCGUCAUUAUCGACAAUAUACGCUUCCCAUGCUGAUAUAGAUGAUGGAGGCUAG
Molecule: messenger RNA, 1248 nt
Organism: Fusarium coffeatum
Lineage: Eukaryota; Fungi; Ascomycota; Sordariomycetes; Hypocreales; Nectriaceae
Exons: 1
Coding region: 1-1248 (415 amino acids)
Molecular function (GO): guanyl-nucleotide exchange factor activity
Source: RefSeq, a predicted model, not a curated record